GAAUCCCGACUCCUUUUCAUUUUUCCUUUUCGAGAAGUCUGAAUCCCUACUUUUGGCUUGGUUCGCGAACACCUCUGAUGCGUUAUUGGGUCGAUGCAUCCACCCACAGGUUCGGCCCCAUCAAAAGCCUUUGAUUGGUGGAAUGAUCAUCUGAUCUCUCUUGCCUAGCAGCUUCACUAUCUGUCGUCCCACCCUUCAAAAAAGACUGCUAUCUUCGCAUUGCGUCAGUCAACUCUCUCGGCGGUCUCCUACCGCAGUAGUCGUUUUUUGUGAUCUACUUCAGCCGCCACUCAGCAUGAAUUAUUAUUUCCUACCUUCAGCUCCAUGAGGUAAGCCUUCCAUUCUCUACUUAUUCUUCCUCAUCAAUGGAGUUCCAUGGAUUUCUUCUCCUCAUAGGCACUCUGUUCUUCACCUUGCUGUAUCCCCAACCGAUGCUAUCGAUGCCGCAUAACAACUCCACCGAUCUCUCGGCGCUGCUGGGCUUCAAGGCGGCCAUUGAUGACCCGACUGGGAUUCUGGCAACCAGUUGGACUCCCAGUAUCUCCUUCUGCGCUUGGAUUGGCAUCUCUUGCAGCCACCGGAGGCAGAGAGUCACCGCCCUCGUACUUAACAAUAUGUCUCUUCAAGGCACCAUCUCGCCUCACCUUGCGAAUCUCUCCUUCCUGUCUCGCCUGGAUCUCCAUAACAACUCUCUCUCUGGCCCCAUUCCUGAUGGCCUCGGGCGUCUUCACCGUCUUAGAUGGCUCUCGCUGCAGCGAAACCAACUCUCCGGGCCCAUACCACCUGCCAUCUUCAACCUGUCUUCGCUCAAUACCAUCAACCUCUUCCACAACAAUUUGUCGGGGUCUCUCCCGAAAAAUCAUAGCUUUUUUCUUCCUCAACUCCGACUCUUCGUCGUCGAAUCCAAUCAGCUCAGCGGCACGAUCCCAUCAAGCCUCGGUCGCUGCCUUGACCUUCAGUUUCUGUCCUUGUCAACCAACCAUUUCACCGGAACCAUACCAGUUGAGCUCACAAACUUGCAGAAGCUUAUCGUCUUAUAUCUCGAUCACAACAAACUGAACGGGACGAUCCCGGACUCCCUAAACAACCUCACGAAGCUCACUGACCUUGACCUCAGUGUGAACUUCCUGAGUGGGGAAAUUCCCUCUGGGUUGGGCGGUCUGCAAAGCGUCCAAUGGUUGGUCCUGGGAACAAAUAGCCUAACCGGCCCAAUACCAGCUUCACUAUGGAACGCUUCCACGAUCGAAGAAUUGGACCUUUCCAUUAACAGCCUGACAGGUCCUGUGCCCAUCGAACUCGGAAGAAACAUGCCAUUUCUCACAUCAUUACAUCUGGGAGGGAAUUAUCUAAGCGGCGGGCUUGACUUCAUCACCUCUCUUUCCAACUGCAGAGUUUUAGAGAACCUACAUGUUGAAUUCAAUGAGCUAGAUGGUGUUCUUCCUGCAUCCGUCGCUAACCUCUCUUCUAAUCUACUCAAGUUUACUGCUUACAAUAAUCAUAUCAUAGGGCAAAUUCCUGCAGGAUUGGCUAAUUUGAGUAGCCUGGUGGAGGUAUACUUGAUGUUCAAUGAGCUGACGGGAAAAAUACCGACAGCGUUAACGAGGAUGGAAGGACUUCAGGAGCUGGACCUUGUUGGUAAUAGAAUCCAUGGUCCCAUCCCGAGCGAGCUCGGCCAGCUCGGGAGCUUGGACGGACUAGCUCUUGACGGGAACUUGCUCUCUGGAUUAAUACCAGUCUCAGUGGGGAACAUCAGUGGGCUCCAGCUCCUGAGUCUUGCUGCCAAUUCAUUGUCGUCGGCCAUACCCCACAGUCUCUGGAGCCUAAGCAGCCUCUUGGAACUCAACUUGUCAGGAAAUUUUUUUGAAGGCUCACUUCCUCCAGAUGUGGGAAAUUUGAAGAGCAUAGACGUAAUGGAUCUAUCAGCAAACCAGUUUUCAGGUAUCAUCCCAAGUGCCAUUGGACAGCUUCAGAUGCUCGAAUUUCUGGAUAUGUCUCAUAACUUGUUCCAGGGUCCUAUUCCACAAACCUUUGGUGGACUGAUCAGCAUCAAGUACUUGAACCUCUCGUCCAAUGACCUCACAGGUGCCAUACCUCGGUCCCUAGCUAACCUACGGUACCUUACCGGCCUAAACCUUUCUUUCAACAGGUUGGAGGGAAAAAUACCCAAUGGAAGCAUAUUCUCAAAUCUCACCAUCCAAUCUCUAAAAGGGAAUGCAGGAUUAUGCGGAGCACCAAAGUUAGGCUUUCCACCUUGCCCUGAAAACGCCACGGUUUCCAAUCCAAGGGGACGACAUGUACUCAAAGUUGCUCUUACUGUAAGUGCUUCCAUGCUACUCCUCGUUGCUUGCUUCAGUGUUCUCUUAGUGUUACUAGCUCGUCGAAGGAGGAAAAAGACCACAGCUUCCACCCAUCCGCCGAGUCUGAACGACCACAGAUUGAUUUCAUAUCAUGAGCUCAUCCGUGCAACUGACGACUUCAGUGAGGCUAACUUAUUAGGAAGAGGGAGCUUUGGCUCAGUAUUCAGGGGACGUCUAGAUGAUGGAUUAGAUGUUGCAGUAAAAGUAUUGAAUCUGGAAAUGGAAGCGGCUUCGAGGAGCUUUGAUGCAGAGUGUCGUGCACUGCGCGUGGUUCGGCACAGGAACCUCAUCAAGAUCAUCAGCACCUGCUCCAACUUGGAUUUCAAGGCAUUGGUUCUUCAAUACAUGCCCAAUGGCAGCCUCGAGAAAUGGCUGCAUUCCCACAAUUACUGCUUGAGCCUACUGCAAAGGAUAAACAUAAUGUUGGAUGUAGCAUCAGCAUUGGAGUACCUUCACCACCACCAUCCUCAAGUUGUCUUGCAUUGUGAUCUAAAGCCAAGCAAUGUGCUGUUGGAUGAAGACAUGAAUGCGCAUUUAGGCGACUUUGGCAUUGCCAAAUUGCUGCUAGGUGACAGCAAAUCCAUGGUGUCAGCGAGCACACCAGGCACAAUUGGCUACAUUGCUCCAGAAUAUGGAUCGACCGGGAGAGUCUCAAGAAGUGUCGAUGUCUAUAGCUAUGGCAUUCUGCUGCUAGAGAUCAUUACAAGGAAGAAGCCAACCGAUGCCAUGUUUGAAGGGGAAUCCAGCCUCAGGAAUUGGGUGUUUGAGGCGCAUCCCACUGCGGUGUUGGAUAUUGUGGACAACAACCUCUUUAAAGAUGAGCAAGCUGACCCAAUCACCAGGCAUCAAUGCCUCUCAGCUUCCUUGGAAUUGGGCUUGCUGUGUUCUAAGGACUCACCCAAGGAUAGGAUCCUGAUGAAAGACGUCGUCCCCAGAUUGCAGAAGAUCAAGAAGAAUUACUUGUCAAAGCAGCCUAGAGCUUAAAGCAUUGUACCAAGCUUUUGUGAUCAUGGCAUCUCCAGAGUGCUUGUCAUCAAAGAGCAAACAGACAUGUUUCUGUCUAGCUGCACAAGUAUGACUGGUUAGUGACCACAAAAGAUCUCUGGAAACAUUCCACUAUCCCUUUUUUUUCCCCCUACUUGAAAUGCCCCAGCUGCUGCUAAUGUAGUCUUCGCUUUGGAUCUACUGUUACAUCAAAAUAAUAAUAAUAAUAAUAAUAAUAAUCUACUGUGUAAAUUA
Messenger RNA from Elaeis guineensis (African oil palm), 3596 nucleotides. RefSeq lists its product as uncharacterized. The record is from RefSeq and is a predicted model, not a curated record. Gene Ontology annotation, biological process: protein phosphorylation. NCBI's taxonomy places the organism in Eukaryota, Viridiplantae, Streptophyta, Magnoliopsida, Arecales, Arecaceae. Gene Ontology annotation, molecular function: protein kinase activity; ATP binding; protein binding.